CUUUCCAAUUUUUCUUAAUGAAUUUUCUUGUUUCUUUGUAUUUUUUAUCUCAAGGUCAUAAGUCUCUUUGCAUAGUUUUUUUUUGGUUUGUUGGUUGUCACAGGUUUCGAUGCUGUCUAAGAGGAAAAAAUAAUGUAUUUAUUCUUAUUUUAUACAGUCUGCUAGCACAGUUCUUUUUAUUUCAAAAAAUAGUCAAGCCACGUUCCAAGCCUCUUUUUUAAUUUCUCAAUAUCUAUUAAAAAAAGAGAUUGAUCGCUAUUUCUUUAAAGCAGCAUAUAUUAAAACGAAGAUGUUUUUUCACAUGGGAGUACAUAAGGGGUAAUAAGCUGUUUUUCAUUUUGUUAUGCGUGGUCCCAAGGUAACAAGAAAAUCAACAAAAAGAGAAGCAAGGGUAAAGCGAAGAAAUCUAUAGAAAUCAAAGAUCAACAAACGAGCAAA
Kickxella alabastrina is the source of this 438-nucleotide messenger RNA. RefSeq lists its product as uncharacterized. NCBI's taxonomy places the organism in Eukaryota, Fungi, Kickxellomycota, Kickxellomycetes, Kickxellales, Kickxellaceae. Bases 18 to 221 code for a protein of 67 amino acids. The record is from RefSeq and is a predicted model, not a curated record. The transcript has 2 exons.